GGUCUUUUUUGCAGGUACUGGCCAUGGUUUGUAUAAUUUCAAGCUAUGAAGUGAUCAAAUCCUUGGUUAUUCGAAUGCGAUUUACAUCAACAAUAAGGAAUAGAUCAUUAAGGCGAGAAAUAUUCCAAGUAUCAAUGAGGUCAGGCACUUUAGAAAAAAUCCUGUCUGUCGCCUCUAGCUCUAGGAGUUAAAAUUGAAAACUCUAUUGUGUACCCGUCGGCCCAUGUUGGUAGGAGCCCAAAAACUCUAUUGAAACGUGAGCUCAGCCCAUCUCGACAGUUUGCUCACACGCACGCUUCCUCAGCGGCUGGCUCUCCUCCCGUCUCCCUGCCUCCACUGCGCUGCGCUGCGCUGCCUCCGUCCCCUAGCUCUAGUCUAGGGUUUACCCCCGACCUCCCGCCCUCUCGCUCCCGCUCGCCGCCUCCCGGCUAGAUUCGUCGGCUCUCCGCCCUCCCACCGCCGGCCCGUUCUCCUCCUGUUGCUCCCGUCGCUGUGGGCUGUGGCGGUGAACCCGAGGGUGGUGGGUUCUGGGAGCGACGAUGAGGCCGGUCUUCUGCGGCAACUUCGACUUCGACACGCGCCAGUCCGACCUCGAGCGCCUCUUCUCCAAGUACGGCCCCAUCCGCCGCAUCGACAUCAAGUCCGGCUACGCUUUCAUAUACUUCGAGGACGAGCGCGAUGCAGAGGAUGCAAUAAGGCGGCUCGACAAGGCCGACUUCGGCCACGGCAGGCGCAGGCUCUCCGUAGAAUGGUCAAGGCAAGAGGAGCCAGUGCCCAAGAACCGCGACAGGCCCACAGGGGACGCCGUGAAGCCGACCAGGACCCUCUUCGUCAUCAACUUCGACCCCCUCCGCACCAAGAUCCGCGACAUCGAGGACCAUUUCCAACCCUACGGCAACAUCUCCAACAUCCGCAUCCGCAAGAACUUUGCGUUCGUGCGCUACCAGACGCUGGAGGAAGCCAGCGCGGCUGUCAAGAAGACCGACAAGAGUACGAUAUUGGACAGGGUGGUGACGGUUGAAUAUGCCUUCCGGGAUGAUGACAAUGAAAGAGAUGACAGAUAUGGAGAUUCCAAACAAGGCAAUGAAAGAUAUGGCAGUCCCAAACGAGGCAGUGACAGAUACGGUGCUCCAAAACGAGGCGAUGGCAGAUAUGGAAGUCCUGGAAGAGCGAGGCGGCGCGGUAGUCCUUACAUGCGCUCCCCUAGCCCAAGGUACCAAAGGGAUUACAGCCCAGAUUACGAUCGCCGACGUAACCCUGGCUAUGACCACCGCGAUGGAGCUCCAUACCGUAGGAGCAGAAGCCCUGGCUAUGGUCGUUACGACAGGGGCAGAAGCCCUGGCUAUGGUCGUUACUAGCUGAUUCCGUUUGAAGGAUCUUGAAGGGAAUCGAUGGAGGCUCGGUACCCUCGACUCUGUUUCUUUGGCGUGCUAACAGAGACUGGCGAGGCUUGACACGAUGAUAUGGCUGCCCUUUUUUCGCAUCAACACCUAGUGUAUUUGAGAUGAAUAGUUACAUAAUGUAUGAAGCUGUUUUGGGUGAUUGGUACUAGAUCUGAGCUGAUAUGGAUGAUGUACGCCUGUACCGGGUUACUGCCUCUUAACGAACGCCUAAGAUGAAGAAGUACAACCUGAUUAUUGCACUCUAA
Molecule: messenger RNA, 1648 nt
Organism: Lolium perenne
Lineage: Eukaryota; Viridiplantae; Streptophyta; Magnoliopsida; Poales; Poaceae
Product: serine/arginine-rich splicing factor RS31
Molecular function (GO): RNA binding
Source: RefSeq, a predicted model, not a curated record